Symbiodinium sp. CCMP2592 is the source of this 2853-nucleotide messenger RNA. The record is from the annotation of a GenBank genome assembly. NCBI's taxonomy places the organism in Eukaryota, Dinophyceae, Suessiales, Symbiodiniaceae.
AUGCCGCGGAAGCCGAUCGUUGGAGGAAACUGGAAGUGCAACCCGAAGACGAUCAAAGAAGCACUGCAGCUAAUCCAGGACUGGAAGAACCAGGUACCGGUGGACAAGAGAAAAAUCGAGGUGUUUGCUUGCCCUAUGUUGCCCCAUCUUCUGAAAGUGAAGCAGCCUCUUGAGAAGAUGGGCAUCUCUGCUUGCGCGCAGAACUGCAGCAAGACCGGGGAGGGAGCAUUCACCGGAGAGGUCAGCGCAGCACAGUUGAAGGACUCGCGCGUGCAGUGGACUCUAGUUGGCCACUCUGAGCGGCGGACCAAGUAUGGCGAAACAGAUGAGGACGUCGCAGAAAAGGUGGCCCAAGCGCUCGCUGCAGACCUGAAGGUGGUACUGGCAAUUGGCGAGCUGUUGGAGGAACGUGAGGGUGGCAAGACCAAUGAAGUCAAUGAGCGGAUGCUGGCACCGGUCAUUAAGAAAGUGAAGGCUGAGGACUGGAACCGCAUCGUUAUUGCUUACGAGCCUGUUUGGGCCAUUGGAACAGGAAAGGUGGCAACGCCCGAGCAGGCAGAAGAGACGCAUGCUGCGAUCCGCUCCUACCUAGCGAAGGCUGUGAGCGAGGACGUGGCAGAAAAGGUCCGGAUCCAGUACGGUGGCUCUGUUACGGUGGAGAACUGUGCAGAGCUCAUCAAGAAGCCGAACAUUGACGGCUUCUUGGUUGGAGGCUGCUGCAGAAAGCGCGUCCCUGAAGCCGUCCUUCAUGGAGAUCAUCCAGCUCUCCGGCGCAUAAAUUUGCGCUUUCUCUUGUGGCCAGACUCUGACAUCUUGCAAGCGCACGGGCAAGCGCCCCCGAGGAAGAGCACUCCUCCUCCGGUUCUGAAGAAGCCCAAGUUCUCAAAAAUAUCGGAGCUCCUUCCCAACACGAAGGUUCCCAGCGAAUUUUACGAGGUCUUGCAUUUCCUGACGAUGGGCUUUCGUGAAAGCAUAGAUGGUCUCUUGACGACGCUUUUUGUGGUGCGUGCCGCACAGAUAGGGCAACUCCAGCGCUGGGGAGGCCUCGUGGCCAAGCUUUCUGAUGACCCUUUCUGGCUCUCUGCAGCUCUCCUUGGCGUGGCAUCCAUCUUGCUGCCUGUUCCGCGAGUCAUGCUUGUGGCCCCGGCAGUGGUGGUCAUGCUCAUCUGUGAAGUAGAGUUGGAGCCCGGCUUGUUCUUCGGCGCUGUGGCCUGGCUGAUGCAGACAUUGCAACUCCUUUCGGAGCUCAUUUGUAGUAUCAAGGAGUUCCUCAUAUGCAUUCUCCACUCUUGGACCUCGCAGCCUCAACGUGCAGCGGGACGCGACUCUGGAGGUCUACGAGCUGUGGAGUGGGGUGCUGCCCUUGUCUUUCCCUUGUGUGUUGCAGCCGUCGUGUACCAUGUCGUUGCCAUGAGGCUCGAGCGAUGGAUGGCGCGGCAGCGCCUCCGUCGAGGGCUGCAGACGGCACUUGCCUCGCCCUUCCGCGCGGAGUUUGAUGUGGUCGAUGAUUUUGGCCCGGAACUUUCGCAAUCUUCAUCUAACGCCGUGGAAGGCAGCCCUGAUGUGUCUGGCUGUGCGAGCCGACAGCGAACAAAGAGUUCUUUUUCUGUGCAGUUCAUCAACAGCGGAAACUUUUCCCAGGAGCAACUCGCGAGUUUUAAAGAGAAGCUGCCGAUCCUGCUCGAUGCGCGACGUGGCCUCCUGGCGCAGGAGGCGGAAGAUGAUGAGGAGAUUCUGCAGGAGCACUUUGAGCUCCACAUCCGACGCAGUCACAUACUCGAGGACAGUUGGGAAGCUUUGCAGGAGGCAGCUUAUUUGGAGCUCCUAGCGCCCAAGCUACGCAUCGAGUAUGCAGGCGAACAGGCUCAAGAUCAAGGUGGAGUCGCGCAGGAUUGGUUCUGCGGCGUUGGUCAUGCACUCGCUGCAGAUGCAGGCAGCGACGAGAGCGCUUCCAUUCUGACAAUGGGCGCCAGCAGCAGGAUGCUGAUCCCACGGCCAGUGCACAAGGAGGCUGACAUGGCCGAAGUGGCCGAAGGGCGCUAUCGCGAUCUUUUCGUUUGUGGGCGCUUCCUUGCCCUGGCAACACUCCAUGGAGGUCGGCCUUUGCCGAUGCCACUGUCACCGUUCGUUUGCAAAUAUUUGGUUGGAGCUCCUGUGGAGCUCUCCGACAUGAAGCUCCUGGACAGUGAUUUCUAUCGACAGCGGGUGGAGCCGCUCCUAAGCCCGGACGGUCUGGAAGAGGUUGAGGCAGCUCUGGGCGAGCCCUUGACUUUUCUGUCUGUGCCCACGGAGCUCCGACCUGCCGAGGAGCUGGAACCCGGCGGAGCCUUCCGCAAGGUGACCAAGGAGAACCUGCACAGGUAUCUUGUCCUCCUCUGUGAGGCUUUCCUUUGCAGUGAGCUCCGGGAAGAGCUGCAGUGCUUGGUGCAAGGUUUCUGGGAUGUCUUGCCGCUAGAAGCCUUGAGAGCAGCACGCCUCGAGGCCAGCGACCUCGCCAUCUUGCUUACAGGGUCUUGCGGAGUGGAUGUAGGCGAAUGGCGCCGGUACAGCGACCAGGAGGCAGAUGCAGGCCCUGUGAUCUCCUGGUUCUGGGAGAUCGUGGAAGAGAUGACGGAGGAUCUCCGGCGGCAGCUUCUGCGCUUCGCUACUGGCAGUGCUCGACUGCCGCCAGGUGGCUUCGCAGCCCUGAAGCCUCGCUUCGCAGUGGCCAUGUCUUCUGCUGGCUCGGAAGAGCACCUCCCACACGCGCACACUUGCAUCAACCAGAUUGUGCUGCACAGGUAUUCUUCCAAGGAGAAGCUGCGGUGCAAGCUGGGCAAGGCGUUGCCAACAGAGAGCUUUGGAUUUGCAUAG